This is a messenger RNA of Symbiodinium necroappetens, 1062 nucleotides long. The record is from the annotation of a GenBank genome assembly. NCBI's taxonomy places the organism in Eukaryota, Dinophyceae, Suessiales, Symbiodiniaceae.
AUGGACGCGGAGAGCUACUUGGACGAGGCCUGGCAGUUGUGCAGGAAGGAGCUUGACGAUGUGGAGGAAGUGGUUGACUUGCGCGACUGUGAGUCCUCGACACACUUCCGGGAAGGUCGCGGCUAUUCCAACACGACCUGUCAAACGCUCGACAUCCUCGGCCCGGAAUGCAGCGAGAGCUCUGUGAGUAGUCCUCAGAACCUAGACGUCAUAGACGGCCUGGACCUGGAUAGUGUUCUUCGGGCCCUCGUUUCCGCAGAGGACUCGGAAAACUCCGAGGCUGGUGGCCUCUCCGCACUGCUUGCGAACACCGUCUACAUCGACACGUACAGAGAUGAUGCGUGCAGCGACAGCGACAGCACUGUCCCAUCUGAAGAGGACACUGCUCUGCUUCCGCCAACGGUGGCGCCCAGGGUUCAGAUAGAUUCUCUCCGGCAGCCACAGCAGCUGCAGCCUAGCCUUUCCAGCGUGGAUUGGCCAGAGCUCGUUCAGAGCCAUCGCAGUUCUGCAUGCAGUGGGUACAGUGCUGGGGCGUCGGUUGAAUCGCCGGCUAGCGCCUCACGGGAUCGGUCGCAACCCUACAGGCCUGGACACACUUCCCUGCAGGCUGGAAGUCUGGAGGCUUCAAUCCAGGAGCUGUUUGAUGCACAGUCGGUGGAAAGCGCAAGUGCGCCAAAUAGUGCCCAAUCUGAGACUGUCAGCAUGGCUCGAGGGUUCGAUGCAGCAGAGGAGACACUGUCUGUCGUGGACAUUGCCGAUGAGCUGCCGGUGUCUCCCCGGAGUGCCACGUCCUCGGGGAAUGGUCAAUUGCAGCCUCGGUGGACUGUAGCUGCCGGCAUGCGGCAUGAACCUUAUGGUCGGUGUUGGACAACGGUCAAGAGUAGCACAUUCUCUGAUGUCACAAGGCAGUUGAGUCUUUGUGGUGGGCCGUUUGGCCGAGCGAACUACAGAUUUCGCGUGCAGGACUUGUACGUUUAUGAUUCAUACGUGUGCUUUAAUCAUGUAUGGUUGUUUGCGACGGGCCCUCUCGUGGUAAUUGUGUGUAGAGCAUCUGAUGCUUGA